CGCUGCACAGAAACCCAGACAACUCCUGGAACACCUCCUCGACGCUGAGCCUCCUCAAGUACGGCGCCGGCAAGAAGUACAACAUCUCCUGGGAGCUCGGCAACGAGCCCAACGCCUACCGCAGCAUGGUGGGCCGAGCGGUCAACAGCACCCAGUUGGCGCAGGACUACGUCAAGCUGCGGACCCUGCUGCAGUCCGUGCGCUACUACCACCGAGCCCACCUCUACGGCCCCAACGCAGGACGACCGCGCAAGAACGCCGUCCUGCUGCUGGACGGGUUCAUGAAGAACGCUGGUUCUGCUGUAGAUGCUGUUACGUGGCAACAUUAUUACAUGGAUGGCAGAGUGAACAAAGUGGAGGACUUCCUAAAAACGCGUCUGUUGGACACGCUGACAGAGCAGAUCACUAAAGUCACCGAGGUGGUGAACACACACACUCCCGGUAAGAAGGUGUGGCUGGGCGGACUGGGCCCGGCGUGGGCCGCAGGCUUCAGUAAUCUCUCUGACACAUACGCCGCUGGCUUUCUCUGGGUGAACGCGCUGGGCCUGUCCGCCGUGCAGGGCGUGGACGUUGUCUUGCGUCACUCAUUCUUUGACUACGGCUACACGCACCUUGUGGACCAGAACUUUAACCCUUUACCGGAUUACUGGUUCUCUCUGGUCUUCAAGCGCCUGGUCGGUCCGAGGGUUCUGGCCGUGCGCGUGGCCGGACUGCAGAGGAAGCCGCAGCCGGGACGAGUCAUACGCGACAAGCUACGCAUCUACGCCCACUGCACCAGCUACUACAAUCACAACUACGUGAGAGGGUCCAUAACAAUCUACAUCAUCAACCUGCAUCGCUCGCGAAAGAAAAUCAAGUUGGCGGGAACGUUACGGAACAAUACCGUCCAUCAGUACCUGCUGCAACCCUACGGCCCCGAUGGCCUCAGAGCCAAAUACGUCCAGCUGAACGGCGAGAAGCUGCUCAUGGUGGACAACGAGACGUUCCCAGAGUUCAAGCCGAAGACGUUGCGGGCUGGACGGACGAUAGCCAUGCCUCCCAUGACCAUAGGCUUUUAUGUCAUCAAAAACAUUAACGCGUACGCCUGCCGAAGAUAGCGCUGACCCUCCAACCGUCCGGCAGUUUUUCCCACAGCUUAAAAACUGUUUGGCUCUUCAUGUUUUUUUUCCACCUCUGUGGGAAAACAAAGGUACCCAUAAAAAAAAGGGCUGCACUGAACACUUUUUCAAUAUUUUUCCCAGAAACUCCUCAUAUGCUACAGGACUUGAAUGGACACUGAUUGUUUUGUGGCUUUGUAUGGAGCUAUGCAAUGCCAUAAAUAUCCACAUUCUUUAAUGUGAUCACGCUCUUGGAUUGCAAAAUCUCUAACCCUGUCUGACAAAAGUUUAAUUUCCUUUUUAUCUUCACUGACCGACUGAGAGAAAACUCAUUAUAGCUUACGCACGUCAACUCCAGUUUGACGUGAUCAUUUUCAGCAAAGAGAGAAAGAUGCCACAAAUGGUGUGUGUGGGUAAUGGCUGGACAAGCUAACGGCUUUGUAUGUGUAAGCGUCUGUGUGUAUCAAUGUGUUCUAUUGAUAAAGCUACUGAUGUUUUCUUUCCAGUCUGUUAUACAUAUAUAUAUACAUCUUCUCUUUCCAUAUCGAGUGGUUUAAACGGAGAAUCUGUUUCUUUUGAAGGCUUGUUUGCUGUAAUGUGUGUAUCAUUGCAUUGCUGCUGCAGGUUUAUAGUGUUGCGUUGCAGUGAUGCGUAGCUGAACAACAGUGUGAAUCCAUCCACAACAUCUGGCCUCGCAGGCUGCCUGCAUCCUGCUUUCAAAAAUUUUAAAAUACCAGUUUUUGGGGUGUAUUUUUAUCUUCAGUGUGAUCUCACGUUUUAUAAUCCUCUUAUGCUGCUAGGGUGUUUUGUACCAAAUAUACUUUAUAUAUUUUACAUAAUUUUGUACAGAUUUACUGUCAUAUGGUAUUAGAUCAUGUAUUGUACAUACAGAGAGUGUUGGAAAUAAGUGAUUUGUUUACUUACACGAAGUACACAUCUAAUUUAUACUUUGCUUUGUCUUUAUAUUUCUAUUAUUAAACUACCACCUAAAGGAAAGUACCCUUUAGAUGGUUUAACAUCUUACACAAAGAUUGGCCUCCUUUCAUCAAAACCAAAGAGUGAGUAAAGAUGUCGUUAUGUUGUCUGUAUUGAUUGAAUUAGAGCAAUGAGAACAUAAUAAGGAUAACGUUUCUCCUUCAUGGGGGAUAAGACAAGAUAAACGGCAGCAGGUUCCGUACCCAAACAUGGUAAAUUUAAAGAAUAUUUGUUCAUAGUUGAUGUAGAGAUGUUCAUAUUUCUUUUGCAGAGCAUUAUUUUACUAUGUAAAGUGUUCCUAUGUAUUGUUUUUUAUUUUAAAAAAAGUUUACAUUGAUAAUAAACACCUC
This is a messenger RNA of Gasterosteus aculeatus aculeatus (three-spined stickleback), 2422 nucleotides long. It is a transcript of the gene hpse2, whose product is annotated as heparanase 2. Lineage: Eukaryota; Metazoa; Chordata; Actinopteri; Perciformes; Gasterosteidae. Gene Ontology annotation, cellular component: extracellular matrix; membrane. Gene Ontology annotation, molecular function: hydrolase activity, acting on glycosyl bonds. Gene Ontology annotation, biological process: extracellular matrix organization. The record is from RefSeq and is a predicted model, not a curated record.